AGCAGGCCACAUGCUAGCAGUUGAAUUGUACGAGUCAUGGUUUAAGCACCAAAGGAAAACAUGAUUAAACUAUUUACAAUCAUUGUGCUUUUAGCUGUGGGGAUCCAAUGUAAAGUAAUACCGGACGAAGUCUCGGCUCCGAUAUCCCCAGAAGAACGAACAGCUGAAAAUUCCGAUAUUUCCCCAGAACAACGCACAGUUGAUAAAUCCGAUAUUUCACCAGAAGAACGAUCACUUGAUAAAUCUGACGAUGCAGCAAGCUACGUAGCCAAUUCAAGAAGUACACACGAAAAUUCUAGAGAGGGGACAGUAGAAGAAAAAGAAGCUAAGUCUAAGUCUGACACGUCGGAAGCGACUGAAGAACGUAGUGCUGCAGAAUCGGGAAGCUCGGAAAGGCACGAACGAUCUACCCACGAAACCAGCAAGGAAGGUAAGAAGGAAGAAACCAGGUCAGCAGACGUUGAUGAUGCAAAAGCUGCUAUUAGAGCAUCCAAUCCAGGAAAAUCUGCAGAAUCUAGUAGAACAGGCGUAAUCCCAUGUGGUAAGUGUGCAGGGACUUUAAGGAAUUCUAAAGGAAAUAGUGACUCAAGCCAAACUAGAUCAGGUGAACAUGAUAAUGCAUCGCCAGAAUUAAAAUCAGGAAUCAUCAAAUCUGAAACUGCUGAGAGAGAUGAUGCAUCACAUAUAAAUAUUAAAGAAUCGAGGCAAGCUCCUAAAGAAGGUAACAUAGAAACGCCCAGUCUACGAAGUGCAAGCGACGACAAUUCUAAAACCGGAUCUGGAGAAAACAAGAACUCUAAAAUAGCACCAGUUGAAUCUAAAGGCGCUAGUGAAGAUUUGCAAUUAAGAACUGCAAUCCCAGAAGAGAAUGUACGAACUUCCAUGGAUGCUGAACAAGACGCAGAAUUAUUAUCAGACGUUGGUGUUGAAUCGCUGGUGAGGUCUGAUAUUGAGGCUUUAACUGACAUUUCUCCAGUAAAGAGUCUCAGAAUCUUCCAUCAAAAAUCUCCUCUUCGAGAUGGUACGCCUGAUUUGCCUGAAACAGCAGCAGAAACGAGAAUGGCUCCACAAGAAGACUCGCCACUGUCAGGGCUGCAGGUUAAUUCUUUCGGUAACAGCGAGUCCGGUCAGUCCGAAUAUCCGUAUUCACCUUUAGAUAAUUCAAACCCCGAUAUUUCUAACAUGUUACCAUCGUUAUCUAACAUAAUUUCAAGAAAUUCUUUUCCAACUGGGAAUUCAUUCACUUCUUCGCAAAAUUCGCUUCCACCGAUUGAUGCAAAUAAAACAUUUAAGUUGCUGCCGUCUCUUUCAUCGCCGGAAAAAAAUGGAGGGUUUAAACCUCUGCCACCGCUGCCACCUCUGCAACCAAUGGAGCCCUUUAAGCCACUGCCUCCCCUGCGCCCUCUAGAGUGGAAUAGACUUCUUCCACCAAUGGAACCAAUGAAACCAUUUGAACCGCUGUCUCCUCUUAGGCAACUAGAAGUGAAUGGACAAAAUGAACCGCUGCGACAUCUUCCGCCGCUUGAACACUUCGGAAUAUUUAAACCGCUACCUCCACUUCGACCUCUUGUGAGGAAUAGACCAUUCGAACUGUUGCCACCGCUGCCACCGCUGCCACCUCUCGAACCGAUUGGAUCAUUUAAAUCACUGCCCCCUCUUCGGCCGUUAGAUCGUUUCGGACAAAUUGAAUCACUGUCACCGCAAGAUCAGAUAAGUUUAUUCAAGAUACUGCAGCACCUUCAACAAUUGCCUGUACAGGCUAUUCAAUCAAGAACACCUUUGUUUAAUCCUUCACCAAGCAUAUUUUCGGUGUUACGGCAAGCCGCGCCUGAAGGUUUGCAACAGAGUUCUGAAGGGUUUUCUAGAACUUGGCACCAUGCUGUAUCGACGCCUACUACAGCUAUGAGUUUUUCGAGAACGGUUGAAUACCAGUAAACUUUCAUAAAGUUAAGUGAAUUCCAUGUUAUUUUUACCAUUUGCAUCAAAUAUGUAUUCUAAGAUCUUGAUUAAGUAGAAUAUUGCGUGAGAGUUUAAUGAUACUCUAUAUAAUGUUAUUAAUUUUACAAGUAAGUAAGUAGGUACAUUUUUAUAUACUGUCUUUUAUAUAAGAUAUAAUAAAUAUAUUUUACAUUAGCUAGAUAUUAUUUAAUAAUGUAUUUUAAAAAUCAGAUAGGUUACGCUGGGCAAGGUCAAUCAUUAAUAUAUAAAUAAUGAAUUACGGCAUUUCACUUUGACCUCAAAA
Cydia pomonella (codling moth) is the source of this 2242-nucleotide messenger RNA. Its product is annotated as histone-lysine N-methyltransferase SETD1B-like. The transcript has 3 exons. The record is from RefSeq and is a predicted model, not a curated record. NCBI's taxonomy places the organism in Eukaryota, Metazoa, Arthropoda, Insecta, Lepidoptera, Tortricidae. Bases 61 to 1935 code for a protein of 624 amino acids.